GAGGCGGAGGAAGAGGCGAAGGAGGAGGAGGAGAGAGAACCCCGUGCAACGUUGGGACUUGGCAGCUCGCCUCCCCCUGCCCAAGGAUAUUUAAUUUGCCUCGGGAAUCGUUACUUCCAGAGGGGAACUCAGGAGGGAAGGCGCGCGCGUCUGGAGGGGCAACGCCAGGACCCCCGGCCGCCGCCUGCCUGCGCCGGACUCUGGCCCCGGCGGCGAGAGAUGCUUCUUCCCGGCCGCGGCGGCUGAGAGGAGACUUGGCUCUCGGGGUAUCCGGGCUGCACUCGCGCCGGACGCGCAACCUCCCCGCAGGGCAUGAAACGCCAGUAAACUCCGGUCGGGGCUAUCUCCUUGGCGCAGCUGCUGCGUCCUCCUCUACUGCCCCUCCCCGGCGCGGAGGGCGGCGUGGAUUUCGGAGUCAGGGUUUCUGCCGCCUCCAGCCCUGUUUGCAUGUGCGGGGCCGCGGCGAGGAGCCUCCGCCCCCCGCCCGGUUGUUUCUCGGCGCCUCCCUCCGCGCGGUGGCGGCGGCGGCAGCAUGGCGAGCCCUCCCGAGACGGACGGCUUCUCCGACGUGCGCAAGGUGGGCUACCUGCGCAAGCCCAAGAGCAUGCACAAGCGAUUCUUCGUGCUGCGGGCGGCCAGCGAGGCUGGGGGCCCGGCGCGCCUCGAGUACUACGAGAACGAGAAGAAGUGGCGGCACAAGUCGAGCGCCCCCAAACGCUCGAUCCCCCUCGAGAGCUGCUUCAACAUCAACAAGCGGGCCGACUCCAAGAACAAGCACCUGGUGGCCCUCUAUACCCGGGACGAGCACUUUGCCAUCGCGGCGGACAGCGAGGCCGAGCAGGACAGCUGGUACCAGGCCCUCCUGCAGCUGCACAACCGUGCCAAGGGCCACCACGACGGGGCCGCGGCCCCCGGGGCGGGAGGCGGCGGGGGCAGCUGCAGUGGCAGCUCCGGCCUUGGCGAGGCUGGGGAGGACUUGAGCUACGGGGACGUGCCCCCAGGACCCGCCUUCAAGGAAGUCUGGCAGGUGAUCCUGAAACCCAAGGGCCUGGGUCAGACAAAGAACCUGAUUGGCAUCUACCGCCUCUGCCUGACCAGCAAGACCAUCAGCUUCGUGAAGCUGAACUCGGAGGCUGCCGCGGUGGUGCUGCAGCUGAUGAACAUCAGGCGCUGUGGCCACUCAGAGAACUUCUUCUUCAUCGAAGUGGGCCGUUCCGCAGUGACGGGACCCGGGGAGUUCUGGAUGCAGGUGGAUGACUCUGUGGUGGCCCAGAACAUGCACGAGACAAUCCUGGAGGCCAUGCGGGCCAUGAGCGAUGAGUUCCGGCCUCGAAGCAAGAGCCAGUCCUCCUCCAACUGCUCCAACCCCAUCAGCGUCCCCCUGCGCAGGCACCACCUCAACAACCCUCCGCCCAGCCAGGUGGGGCUGACCCGCCGCUCGCGCACAGAGAGCAUCACUGCCACCUCCCCGGCCAGCUUGGUGGGCGGGAAGCAGGGCUCCUUCCGGGUCCGUGCCUCUAGUGAUGGCGAAGGCACCAUGUCUCGCCCUGCCUCUGUGGACGGCAGUCCUGUGAGUCCCAGCACCAACAGGACCCAUGCCCACCGGCAUCGAGGCAGUUCCCGGCUGCACCCGCCUCUCAACCACAGCCGCUCCAUCCCCAUGCCUUCUUCUCGCUGCUCGCCUUCCGCCACCAGCCCGGUCAGUCUGUCGUCCAGUAGCACCAGUGGCCACGGCUCCACCUCGGACUGUCUCUUCCCGCGGCGGUCUAGUGCUUCCGUGUCCGGUUCCCCCAGUGAUGGCGGUUUCAUCUCCUCUGAUGAGUAUGGCUCCAGUCCCUGCGAUUUCCGAAGUUCCUUCCGCAGCGUCACCCCGGAUUCCCUGGGCCACACCCCGCCGGCCCGCGGUGAGGAGGAGCUGAGCAACUACAUCUGCAUGGGAGGCAAGGGGGCCUCCACCCUCACGGCCCCCAAUGGUCACUACAUUUUGCCUCGGAGUGGCAACGGUCACCGCUACAUCCCGGCAGCUGGCUUGGGCACGAGCCCAGCCCUGACAGGGGAUGAAGCAGCCAGUGCUGCAGAUCUGGAUAAUCGGUUCCGAAAGCGGACUCACUCUGCUGGCACGUCGCCUACCAUUUCCCACCAGAAGACCCCAUCCCAGUCCUCUGUGGCCUCCAUUGAGGAAUAUACCGAGAUGAUGCCUGCCUACCCACCAGGAGGUGGCAGUGGAGGCCGAGUGCCCAGCUACCGGCACUCCGCUUUCGUGCCCACCCACUCCUACCCAGAGGAGGGUCUGGAAAUGCACCCCUUGGAGCGGCGUGUGGGCCACCACCGCCCAGACACCUCCAACCUCCACACCGAUGACGGCUACAUGCCCAUGUCCCCAGGGGUGGCCCCAGUGCCCGGGAGCCGAAAGGGCAGUGGGGACUACAUGCCCAUGAGCCCCAAGAGUGUGUCUGCCCCUCAGCAGAUCAUCAACCCCAUCAGACGCCAUCCCCAGAGAGUGGACCCCAAUGGCUACAUGAUGAUGUCCCCAAGCGGCAGCUGCUCUCCUGACAUUGGAGGUGGGCCCAGCAGCGGCGGCAGCAGCGGUGCCGCCCCUUCUGGGAGCACCUAUGGCAAGCUCUGGACGAAUGGGGUAGGGGGCCACCACUCUCACGCCCUGCCACACCCCAAACUCCCUGUGGAGAGCAGUAGCGGCAAGCUGUUGUCUUGUACGGGUGACUACAUGAACAUGUCGCCAGUGGGGGACUCCAACACCAGCAGCCCUUCCGACUGCUACUAUGGCCCUGAGGACCCCCAGCACAAGCCAGUCCUCUCCUACUACUCAUUGCCAAGGUCCUUUAAGCACACCCAGCGUCCGGGGGAGCUGGAGGAGGGCGCCCGGCACCAGCACCUCCGCCUUUCCUCCAGCUCGGGUCGACUCCUCUAUGCUGCGGCGGUGGAAGAUUCCUCCUCGUCCACCAGCAGCGACAGCCUGGGCGGGGGAUACUGCGCGGCUAGGCCCGAGCCCGGCCUGCCGCAUCUCCACCAUCAGGUCCUGCAGCCCCAUCUGCCUCGAAAGGUGGACACAGCUGCCCAGACCAACAGCCGCCUGGCUCGGCCCACGAGGCUGUCCCUGGGGGAUCCCAAGGCCAGCACCUUACCUCGGGCCCGAGAGCAGCCGCAGCCACAGCCGCAGCCGCCGCCGCCCCUGCUGCCCCCUCCGGAGCCCAAGAGCCCAGGGGAAUAUGUGAAUAUUGAAUUUGGGAGCGAUCAGCCGGGCUACUUAUCAGGCCCGGGGGCGUCCCACAGCUCGCCUUCUGUCCGGUGUCCAUCCCAGCUCCAGCCGGCUCCCAGAGAGGAGGAGACGGGCGCGGAAGAGUACAUGAACAUGGACCUGGGGCCGGGCCGGAGGGCCGCCUGGCGGGAGAGCGCUGGGGUCCAGCCGGGCAGCAUGGGCCCGGCGCCCCCUGGAGCUGCUAGCGUGUGCAGGCCCACCAGGGCAGUGCCCAGCAGCCGGGGUGACUACAUGACCAUGCAGAUGGGCUGUCCCCGGCAGAGCUACGUGGACACCUCGCCGGUCGCCCCCAUCAGCUAUGCGGACAUGCGGACCGGCGUCGUCGUGGAGGAGGCCAGCCUGCCUGGGGCCGCCGCGGCCACGCCCUCCUCGUCCUCGACGGCUUCUGCUUCCCCCGCUGCGCCUCAAGGAGCAGAGGAGCUGGCGGCCCGCUCUUCCCUGCUGGGGGGCCCGCAGGGACCCGGGGGCCCGAGUGCCUUCACGCGGGUGAACCUCAGUCCCAACCGCAACCAGAGUGCCAAAGUGAUCCGUGCCGACCCGCAAGGGUGCAGGAGGCGGCACAGCUCCGAGACCUUCUCCUCGACGCCCAGUGCCACCCGGGCAGGCAGCACGGUGCCCUUCGGAGGGGGGGCUGCAGCCGGGGGCGGCGGUGGUGGCAGCAGCAGCACGGAGGAUGUGAAACGCCACAGCUCUGCUUCCUUUGAGAACGUGUGGCUGCGGCCUGGGGAGCUCGGGGGAGCCCCCAAGGAGCUGGCCCAAGUGUGCGGGGCCGCCGGGGGUUUGGAGAAUGGGCUUAACUACAUAGACCUGGAUUUGGUCAAGGACUUCAAACAGAGCCCUCAAGAGCGCCCCGCUCAGCCGCAGCCUCCUCUUCCCCCGCCCCCUCAUCAGUCUCUGGGACGCAGCGAGAGCGGCUCCACCAGCCGCUCCAGCGAGGAUUUAAGCGCCUAUGCCAGCAUCAGUUUCCAGAAGCCGCCAGAGGACCUCCAGUAGCUCAACUGGACAUCACAACAGAAUGAAGACCUAAAUGACCUCAGCAAAUCCUCCUUUAACUCAUGGGUCCCCAGACUCUAAAUAUUUCAUGAUUCACAACCAGGACCUCACAUCUUCCUCCUCCGUAGAUGGUACGAUGCACCCGUUUCAGUUUGUUUACUUCACACAAUCCUCAGGAGUUUGUUGACUGAACUGCACGUUCUAUAUCGUGCCAAGAAAAAAGCACUGUGACACCAGAACAAUGCGUCUGCAUAAACUUCAUCUUCAACCUUAAGGACUUAGCUGGCCACAUGAGCUGAUGUGCCCCCCCCACCGUGCCACGAGAGAAUGGGUUUACGCUCAUUGCAUUUACAAGACACAUUUCAUCUGCUGCUGAAACCGUGUACGACAGAGCAUCAUUGUAAAUUAUUUCAUACGGAACUGUUUGCUUUGGGUGGAGAGAGUAUUAAAUAUUUAACAUAGGUUUUUGAUUUAUAAGUGUAAUUUUUUUAAUUAAAAUGUAACUUUUCUUACAGCACAUCUUUUUUUGGGAUGUGGAACUGAGGUAUACAAUGUUCUGUUGUAAAGAGUGGAGCAAAUGCUUAAAACAAGGCUAACAAGAGUAGAAUAGGGUACGAUCCUUGUUUUAAGAUUGUAAUUCAGAAAAGUAAUAUAAUAAGAAUCAUAGUGCCAUAGAUGGUUCUCAAUUGUAUAGUUCUAUUUGCUGAUACUAUCUCUUGUAAUAUAGCCCUGAUGUUGAGCUGAGAUCCUUACAAGAAUUGAUCUUAAUUUUGUAUUUUUUUUUCUGUAAGGCAAUAGGCCAUGUUAAUUAAACUGAAGGAGGAUAUAUUCUACUGGGUAUUUUCAAGUGUCAGCUUAAAAUUGGCAAUUGAAUGGAAGCAAAAUUACAAGAAAAGGCAAUCAGUGUCUUCCAUUGUAUAUACUGUAAAGAGGAGGCGACAUGGGUGAUCCCUUCGAAUCAAAAGCUCUCUUUGGAAUGAACAAUGUGGGUGUUUGUAAAUUCUGGAAAUUUCUUUCUAUUCAUAAUAAACUAGAGACUGUUGAUCUUUUCUUCUCCCCUCCCCCACUUCUGUAAGCUUCCUGUUCCAUUGCCACCAUUUUUUUUUUUCUGUUGCACACGUUAGGAUCUUUCAUUUCCUGCACUGUCUCUAGAAAGAUGUAAGACAAGUGAAUACUUGUCUUUCAUUUCUAACCAGAAAUUAAAAUUCCAGAACGUGUUUUUUUAUCAUGACCAGGGCUACAUGUCACUUUCCUUAAGACUCUUAUCUCAUGUUUUCUGGGAAUGUCCAGUGUUAUAUUAUUUAACUGAAUGUAAUUUGGUCCAUUUGCCCUGGUGGCUACUGGCCUAUGUGUGAUUAGUUAAUAAAACCCAGGGCACAGAGAGCACAUCAAAGCAUAAUGACCUGCUAUGGAAACGUCUAGCCAGCAGUGAAAAUGUUAAUCCUUUUCUUGUUUGGAAGGUACACACAUCUUGGAAUUUUUCCUUGUGAAAAAGAAAUGGCAAUGGACGUACUUCAAGAAAUUGCCUACAGAGUUUUGAAUCUUUGACCAGGAAACUUCCUAAAGGUUCAGUGAAAUUAAAGCUAGUAUCAGACUCGCCUGAAGUCCAUGUAAACUCUCUAUCAGGAAGUCCCAGCCCUGCUAUUGAGAGAAGCAACAUUUUCUUUCACUGAAGGGUUGAUCUCCCUGGGUGGGAGAGGGGCUGCCAGGAAGGGGCCAGGGUUGGGGGCCAUUGCAGUGGCUGCUCAUCAAUGGGUCAGGUACCCCCUGCUCUACUCAAAAGGGAGUGGAGAUCAAUGGAACCCCUCACCCUGCUGAGACCUGUGCUACUGUUAACGCAGCCGGACGGCAUGUACCUCGCAGACUCUUGUACAAUGUUCAUUGUUGCAGAUUCUAAUCGUUUGCAUGCUCUUCAGUUUCUAAGAUAAAUAGGUCUGUAGUCAUAAGAAUCCAUUGUUUUCAAGGAACUUACUGAAUGACAUCAUUUCCUAUUAGGAGAGAACACUACCGAUUUUAAAAAUUUGAUAUGGAAGUUUUUUUUUUCUCUCUUUAUAAAAAAGACUUUCUUAGUCAAACUUUCAUUUUUCAAGUAUUUUGACUCUUACUCUUGCUUGUGUAGGAAGGAGACAAGCUGUCCACUCUCUUCUGUUGAAGACAUAAAUAAUUAAAGAGAAAUCAAUGAACGAAGUCAGCCCCACCCAUUUUCCUGUAAAGGUAGUUAUUAUUUCCAAAGGAACCUAAACUUUGAUUAUGUAUUACCAAGAUACCUCUGCAUGUGGGGUUAUCAACAUAUUCUGGGUGAGAACGAGAAAUGAACCAGACUGGAAAAAGCCAUCUCUUGGUUUCUGUUUCACUGACGUUUUGUUGAGUCAAACAGUAUCAAGGUAGGCAUUCUUAUUUAAGCUGCUUCUAGUGGUCCCCGAGCUGGGUUUUCUGGUGGUAUCAAACUUCACCCAUUUAAAACUGGAAGUUGCUGGUAUUUAAGGCAAAAACUCUUGCUCUGUCUACAUGAGGGGUUGACCUUUAGCUGCUAAGUCCUUGUGUUCAGUUCCUAUUCAGGAGACUUGGCUUUUAUCCAUUUCAAAGUAUUUGUAGGCCAGCCAAAGGCUUACAUUAAUGGGACUUCUAGUGGCCUCUGGUUAACCUGUAAGUUAGUGGCUUUUCUUCAUGAGACCAACCUUUUACAGUGUUCUUUCUUAGAGACUUAGGCAGAGUUUUAAAAUUCUCCUUUGUGGAAAGAACAAAUAUGUUCCGUGACUUUGAUGAUAUCUUUAUUCUGAGCAAAAGAAAAUAAAAGUCCUAGAACCAGCUAAAAGUGAAGAGAAUCCAUUAAUGAUCAACCACCUGAGUCAAUAAUGACAAUUCAGUACUGAUGUUACAUUUGUGGCUGUUUCUUGCUAACUUUCAAAGGUCAGGGACUCUCUUGACUAAUCUACGUUGACUGCAAAAAUGGAUUUUCUAAAAAUCAUCUAGCCAGAAGUAGAGAUUUUUAACUUUUCUUUCGCUGACGCUUGCCUCCUAGCUGUCUUUUAAAUCUGAGACAUUUAAAGUAUUAAACAGCUUUACUAAACUAUAAGAAACAGUAUUUGACAAUACUGAGGCCCUGUUUUGUUCAGUCUUGCAUCCUGAGUGCAAUACACCGCGUACUUGAAAACUUUCAUUUUUACUCACUGCGGAUGGUUUCAAAAUGGGGGAGGGGAGCUCAUCAUCCACUGAUAACAGAGCCACGAAAAAUGAGAUUAAUGUGCAAUGUUCCAACUGCUUUGUCAGGGCUCUGUAGGUCAGUCCGUCACACAAGGAGGCACGGAAACCAGAAACAUUGCAGGAAUUAAGACCUUGACUGGGGAGAGACAGGACCCUCUGGAAGGCAUGGGAAGGAGAAUGGAUAGAGACCAGAUAGAAACUUGCUCCUUUGCAAGGACUUGACAGGGGAGUAAGUGUUCCUAGGACCUCAUGUAUGUUAGUUGCAGUAUGAAUGCUGCAUUUAUAUAGGCUGCUGAGAAAUUCGAAAGGAAGAAGCAUACACUUCUAGGGAUGUGAGGAAAUAUGACCUUGCCAGAUGUAAGAGAACGACCUCCACUCUGUGAGCUUGGUCAUGGAGGGCAAAUAGAGCCUUGUGGUCAGUAGACCAUCAAGGGGUUAAACACUUGGUGCCAUUGGUCAUUUCCAAAGCCAAGUCAGAGAAGAUCAUGAGGGUCCUUCUAUAGCUCUGUAAAUCAGUCUCCUAAGGAUGGAUAGAGAAGGUGUGGGUCAGAUGGCAUACUGGAUUCCUUCCCUACUUGUAACCAGAGCAUCAAAUUAGGUGCUGGGAAGUGGUGGAAUGAUGUUGGAGGUGUUUGACCCUACUCUUAAUGAAAUUUAUCAGUAAUCAAGAGCUUAGAAUUAGCUAAUACGAUUAGAAAAACAUAGGGCAUAGCUGGAGAGUUGUCUUCCUUUCCUAGUUCAUUGAUUAUGGCAUCUGCGAUGUAUACACCAAGAAGAGAUCUGGUAUUAUAGACUUUGGCUAUUCACCUGGCAUUUAAAUCUCUCUCUUUGUUUUUGUUGUUAAUUUCCCCAGUGUUAACCAAUAUGCCACAUGAUAGGACAAAUUCAGUAAACAGGAAAACUUGUCUGUAUUUGUAUAGACAUCUUUAGUGCUUUUUUAUUUUUUUUCUUUUUAGAACUUUGUUAUUGGCUUAAGAAUGUAGUUCCCGGAACCAUUUUUCUUACAAAGUUCUUUCCUUACACGUCUUGGCUACAGGGUGGGCCAAAUUAAAUACAUAUAUAUUUUUUCAUUUAAUGUAUGUGCAGUUUGGUUUAUCAUCUUAAGAUGGUGGUGCUGCUCAUGGUGCUACUUCAUCUGUGUUCAAAAGGACCAAUGCAUGGUCUGUAUUGCUACCAAAACAUUUAUUGUAUAUAUGUGUAUAACAUAUGUAUUAUGUAUAUAUGUAAUGGAUACCAGGCCAGGUAUAUAUUUUUAUUUAGAUUCACUUUUUCCAAGUUUUCUUUAUAGUGUUAUGCUUAUUUUCAGUUUUUCCCCCCCCCCUCCCGAUUCUGUCUGGUACUUAGAACUGUAGUGUCUUCAUCGUUAAUUAAAGAAAACUGUCUAAAUGAAUUCACGGAUGUGAAUGCUAGUGAUCCUUCAUGUUUUUGAU
Messenger RNA from Eubalaena glacialis (North Atlantic right whale), 8904 nucleotides. It is a transcript of the gene IRS1, whose product is annotated as insulin receptor substrate 1. The transcript has 2 exons. NCBI's taxonomy places the organism in Eukaryota, Metazoa, Chordata, Mammalia, Artiodactyla, Balaenidae. Gene Ontology annotation, cellular component: cytosol; plasma membrane. Gene Ontology annotation, molecular function: insulin receptor binding; phosphatidylinositol 3-kinase binding. Bases 533 to 4270 code for a protein of 1245 amino acids. Gene Ontology annotation, biological process: insulin receptor signaling pathway. The record is from RefSeq and is a predicted model, not a curated record.